Molecule: messenger RNA, 1574 nt
Organism: Drosophila willistoni
Lineage: Eukaryota; Metazoa; Arthropoda; Insecta; Diptera; Drosophilidae
Gene: Awh
Product: LIM/homeobox protein Awh
Exons: 6
Coding region: 129-956 (275 amino acids)
Biological process (GO): regulation of transcription by RNA polymerase II; neuron differentiation
Cellular component (GO): nucleus
Molecular function (GO): DNA-binding transcription factor activity, RNA polymerase II-specific; RNA polymerase II transcription regulatory region sequence-specific DNA binding
Source: RefSeq, a predicted model, not a curated record
UACAAAAAUAUAUAUAUAUACAUAUGGAUUGUUUAUGUCAGUUCUGAUCAAAACUGACAGCUAUAAAUAGAAUUUUUGUGUGAAAAGACUUGGAUAUAAAAACCGCCAAAAUUGUGGAGGCAAUUAAAAUGAAGACUGAGCUGCGUUCCUGCGCAGCGUGCGGCGAACCAAUCUCGGAUAGGUUUUUUCUAGAGGUUGGAGGCUGCUCGUGGCAUGCCCAUUGCCUGAGAUGUUGCAUGUGCAUGUGUCCGCUGGAUCGUCAACAGUCAUGCUACAUACGGGAAAGGCAGGUCUACUGUAAGGCCGAUUAUAGCAAAAAUUUUGGCGCCAAGUGCUCAAAAUGCUGUCGCGGCAUCUCCGCCUCGGACUGGGUGAGACGAGCUCGUGAUUUGGUCUUUCAUUUGGCCUGCUUUGCCUGCGAUCAGUGUGGACGACAAUUGUCGACUGGCGAACAGUUUGCAUUGAUGGAUGACCGGGUGCUCUGCAAGGCUCAUUAUCUGGAAACGGUUGAGGGUGGCACCACAUCAAGUGACGAUGGCUGUGAUGGUGAUGGUUAUCAUAAGAGUAAAACGAAACGUGUACGCACCACAUUUACCGAGGAGCAAUUGCAAGUGCUGCAGGCCAACUUUCAGAUUGACAGUAAUCCGGAUGGUCAGGAUUUGGAGCGUAUUGCCUCGGUGACCGGUCUGAGCAAGCGUGUGACGCAAGUUUGGUUUCAGAAUUCGCGUGCAAGGCAGAAAAAACACAUACAUGCUGGUAAGAAUAAAAUACGCGAACCGGAAGGAAGCUCAUUUGCGCGUCAUAUUAACCUGCAGUUAACGUAUUCAUUUCAGAAUAACGCACAAAAUCCAAUGCAUUUGAAUGGUAGUAAAACGGGUCUAUACCCAGCACAUGAAUCCUCCAUGGAUGAGUUAUCACAAGACUCAAGCGUUCAUUGUAUGCCCAGCGAGGUGUGACUAGAGCAGUCAUCGCCGGCACGAGCUCAUCGAUAGCUCGGGUUAGCCCUGUGCUCCACAAAGGCACAACCAACAAAACGUCCUUUCCUAGUCAAAAUUUGAUGUAAAAACAAAAAACAAAAAAAAAGAAGAGAACACAAAAACACAGCUUACAAAAAAACAACAAGAAAUGCAAAAAAACUAUCAUACAAUAAAUCAAGAAAUCAGCACUCAUUGCAAAACAAAAAAAUAAUAUUAAUAAAUAAUAUUUAAAGAAAAAUUUCCAUCAUAUACAAAGCUCACCCAGUCUAUGCUUUGAGCAUUCCAAAAACGAUUCCAAUCAUCAUCAAUUCAUUCCACAAUUCAAUCUCAAGACAGACUCAAUCACAAAACAUUCCUGCAUUGUAUAGGCUAAGAGAUUUCGUUUUUUAGUUAAUUUAAUUUAAAUGAAAUUUAAAUUUUAAUUUAGUUUAAUACUAAUUCAUAUAAUUGUUAAGUGUUUUUUUUCACCCACCACCUACUCCUCCUCCUUCUCCUCCUUCUCCACCAUUUUCAUCUUUAUUACUCGUCGUUUCUUAAUCAUGUCCUUAAAUCAUUAAUUUAAGAUCAAAAAAAAAAAAAGAAAAGAAAACUGCUUGC